Molecule: messenger RNA, 1701 nt
Organism: Gamsiella multidivaricata
Lineage: Eukaryota; Fungi; Mortierellomycota; Mortierellomycetes; Mortierellales; Mortierellaceae
Product: Adaptor complexes medium subunit family-domain-containing protein
Exons: 10
Coding region: 1-1701 (566 amino acids)
Biological process (GO): Golgi localization; endoplasmic reticulum to Golgi vesicle-mediated transport; retrograde vesicle-mediated transport, Golgi to endoplasmic reticulum
Cellular component (GO): COPI vesicle coat; cytosol
Source: RefSeq, a predicted model, not a curated record
AUGGUAAAUCAUCGGGAUCAUCAUCAUCAACAAGAACAGCAACAACAACAGUCUGAAUUCAAGGAUAUUGUCGUUCUCGCAAUCUCCAUCUGCACGAAGAGCGGCAAAGCUCUCAUCUCGCGUCAGUUCCGCGAGAUGACACGGGCCAGGAUCGAGGGCUUGAUCGCUUCCUUCCCUCGUUUGACCAGCAGUGGACAACAACAUACUACAAUCGAAACAGAGCAUGUGCGAUACGUCUAUCAGCCGUUGGAAGACCUGUUCGUUGUGCUCAUCACCAACAAACAAUCCAACAUUCUUCAAGAUAUUGACACCCUGCAAUUGGUCUCGAGGGUGGUGUCCUCGGUCUGUAGACCCACUGACGCACGCGAGAUUGACAGGAAUGCCUUCGAGUUGCUCAGCUCAUUUGAUGAGAUUAUUUCACUCGGCUACAGGGAAAACGUCAACUUGGCCCAGGUCGCCAGCAUCUCGGAGAUGGAGAGUCAUGAAGAAAAGAUCCAAGAGAUGAUUGAGAAGAACAAAGAGCGCGAGGCUAAGGAGGAGCUCAAGCGCAGGGCAAAGAUUUUGGAUCUCCAGAGAAAGGAGCAGAGGAAGAACAUGGGCGGCAUGGGCGGCAUGGGAGGCGGCUAUGGUCAGGGAAUGAGUGGUGGAUAUGGCCAAAGCGGCCCUAUGGGCUAUGGCGGACAGUCAGGCAUGGGAGGAAUGGGCGGCAUGGGCGGCAUGGGCGGCAUGGGAAUGAGUGGCAACCAGGGCUACGACUCUCCCACACCCGUGGAUGAUGGCCUGUCCAAGUUCAGUGCCGCAUCCAAAGCACCAACAACAAAGGCCAGAGGCAUGCAAUUGGGACGCAAACAGAACAAUAUCGAUCUCAUGGAGUCCUUGCGUUCUGAGGCUGAGACAUCAUCACCUAUGGUUCAGCAGCACCAGGUACCGGUUCAGCCCAGUUAUUCUGCUCCAUCUGAGCCUGCAUUUCCCAUGGAGAGCGUACAUGUUCAUAUUGAGGAAAAGAUUACGAUGGUCGCCAACAGGGAUGGCGGUUUGGAGAAUAUGGAGGUCAAGGGCGACUUGAUGCUCCGUGUCUCCGAUCCCGCGCGUGCCAAAAUCAGUCUCGCUCUGAUGCAUUUGGAAGACCCUAGCAUUCAAUUCAAGACCCAUCCCAAUGUCAACAAGGUCUUGUUCAACAGCGAGAAGGUCAUCGCAUUCAGGGAUUCAUCAAAAGAGUUUCCACUCAACACAUCCACAGGAGUAUUACGUUGGAGAUUUAUUAGCAAGGACGAAAGCUCGAUUCCACUCUCAAUUAAUUGCUGGCCAUCUCCUGCUGGCGAUGGAUCGUGCGAUGUCAAUAUUGAAUAUCAGUUGGAGAAUGAGGCUAUGGAGUUCAAGAACGUCAACAUCAUCAUCCCACUUCCACAAGGAGCACGUCCCACAGUGGGCGAGGCGGAUGGAGAACAUUUUGUGGACGCUCAACAGAGCGCACUGAUCUGGCAAUUGCCAUCGAUUACCUCCGAUAACCCAGCAGGAAGCAUGGAGUUCAACUGCCAGGGCGAAGACCCGGAGAACUACUUCCCUGUCUCGAUUCAGUUUGAGAGCGAGCGCCUCAUCUGCGACGUCGAUGUGGUGGCUGUUACACAGGUCUCGGAUGGCUCGGAAGUUCCCUUCUCAAAGCAGAGCAUUUUGACGCCAGUCGAGUACAGCGUCGUGUAA